This is a messenger RNA of Pelecanus crispus (Dalmatian pelican), 1833 nucleotides long. RefSeq names its product transmembrane and coiled-coil domains 4 (gene TMCO4). The record is from RefSeq and is a predicted model, not a curated record. NCBI's taxonomy places the organism in Eukaryota, Metazoa, Chordata, Aves, Pelecaniformes, Pelecanidae.
AUGGCUGCAGAAAAGAAGUGGAAAGGUUGGGCUUCAAAACAGCGUAGUGGGGCUGAAGAGGCAGGUGAAAAAGAACCGUGUGUGCUUCUGGGCCAGCGCCUGGGUGAACCGGGAAGAUUUGCUUAUGCGGCGCUUUGUGGGAUAUCGCUAGCACGGCUGUUCCCUGAAAAAGAGCAAAGCUCCUUCAGGACAGAAUUCAUUGAGGGCUUUGUGAAAUGGCUGGACCUGCCUGAAGCUGUCUUACCUGCCAUGACAGCAUUUGCUUGCGGCUUAGGAGGUGAGGGCACAGAAACUUUUGCCCAGAUUUUGCUGAAGGAUCCCAUCUUGAAAGAAAAUCCAGUUGUCAUUAUCCAAGAUCUUCUAUCCUUCUCUCUUAGAGAUGGGUACUACGAUGCUCGAGCCAGGGUGUUGAUCUGCCACGUCAUCUGGCUGCUGAGAAUCCCCUUGGAGGAGCUGGAAGUCCUGGAGGAAUCUCUGCUUGAGAGCCUGAAGGAACAAAAAGAGGAAGAGUCAGAAAGUACAGAAGUAUCAAGAAAAAAGAAGGAAAGAAGAAAAAAGCUGAAGAGAUACCUGCUGAUCGGUUUGGCAACCGUUGGGGGUGGAACAGUGAUUGGCUUGACAGGGGGUUUUGCUGCCCCUCUGGUUGCUGCGGGAGCUGCUACUAUCAUUGGAAGUGCUGGAGCAGCUGCUUUAGGUUCGACCGCUGGAAUUGCUGUCAUGGCAUCCCUUUUUGGAGCAGCUGGAGCUGGCCUUACUGGAUACAAGAUGAAGAAGCGUGUGGGAGCCAUAGAAGAGUUUGAAUUCCUCCCACUUACCGAAGGAAAGCAGCUUCAUAUCACCAUAGCAAUUACUGGAUGGCUGUGCACUGGCAAGUAUGGGAGCUUCACAGCCCCAUGGAGCAGCAUGUUGCAAUCGAGCGAGCAGUAUUGUCUGGCCUGGGAAUCCAAGUACUUGAUGGAGCUUGGCAAUGCCUUAGAUUCCCUGCUGAAUGGUUUUGUGAACAUGAUGGCUCAAGAAGCCCUAAAAUUCACUGUCUUGUCAGGUAUUGUGACGGCCUUGGCUUGGCCAGCUUCGCUCUUAACUGUUGCCAGUGUCAUUGACAACCCCUGGGGAGUGUGCCUCCAUCGCUCUGCUGAAGUAGGCAAACACCUAGCACAUAUCCUCCUCAGUCGACAGCAGGGCAAGCGACCUGUCACACUCAUUGGCUUCAGCCUGGGUGCAAGAGUCAUCUACUUCUGCCUGCAGGAAAUGGCUCAAGAAAAAGACUCUCAAGGGAUCAUUGAAGACGUGGUCUUACUGGGUGCUCCGGUGGAAGGAGAAGCCAAGUACUGGAAAGCUAUCACAAAAGUGGUGUCGGGCAAGAUCAUAAACGGUUAUUGCAGGGGGGACUGGCUGCUGGGGUUUGUGUACAGAACCUCUUCUGUCCAGCUCAGCGUUGCAGGCCUCCAGCCAGUCGACUUGGAUGACAGGAGGAUGGUAAACAUGGACCUUUCGUCUGUAGUAAAUGGCCACCUGGACUAUAUGAAGCAAAUGGACACGAUCCUAAAAGCUGUGGGCAUUAAAACCAAGGAGUGUCAGCGGGAAGAGAAGGGCAGCGGCAGUCUUGUCUCCCCUCUAGCCAAGAAAUCACAGCAGGCAGCCGGCAGCGAGACUCGGGAAGAGGAAAACACCAUGCGAGAGGAGGAUGUGGCUGACUGCGAGGCUCUCCCAGCCGGCCACACUCACCGCCGAGAUUCCCCCAGCUGUCUCUUGGGAGAAACUUUGCUCCCCUGCCCAGACUGUUCUAACAGCGGGGACAGCAAGAGACAGCCAGCGGGCGAAGGAGCAAAUUAG